This is a messenger RNA of Andrographis paniculata, 2159 nucleotides long. RefSeq lists its product as uncharacterized. Gene Ontology annotation, molecular function: protein dimerization activity. The transcript has 6 exons. The record is from RefSeq and is a predicted model, not a curated record. NCBI's taxonomy places the organism in Eukaryota, Viridiplantae, Streptophyta, Magnoliopsida, Lamiales, Acanthaceae. Bases 381 to 2159 code for a protein of 592 amino acids.
UAUGCGAGCAGCACAUAAAAAAAAGUUAGAAGCAUUGCAAAAUUCCAUUCGUUUGGAAGAUGAUUCUGAUGAGGAAGAAGAUGAAGUUUUUGAAAUAAAUGAAGAUGAGAUAGAUGCUCUUGAAAGAAAACACUUAAAAAGAGCAAUGGCUGAAAGCAGAAAUAUGGAAUUUAUGGAGCAGCAGCGUAGACAUUCUGUUUCCGGAGAUCUACCAAGCUUGACUUUUAAAGCCGGAGGAAGCAGCUCGAAUACAAAAGGAAGUAAAAGAAAUUUUUUCGAAAGCUCUAUGAAAAAGACAGAAGGUUUGCAUCAAAAAAAACUUGAUCCAUACAUGUUUCAAUCGAAGAAUAAGUCUUUGAAAAAUAUGUUUUCAAAAGAUAAUGCAAAAAAAAGUGGGUAGAGCAAUUUCGAAAUUUUUUCAUUUUAAUGCAAUACCAUUUCACGCUGCCGAUAGUGGUCCUUACUACCAAACGAUGAUUGACACGAUUGCAUCGGUUGGACCUGGAGUUAAAGGACCUACUGGUAAACAAAUUGGUGGUGAAUAUUUAAACGAGGAGAUGCAAGAAGUUGUACAGUAUGUUGAUUCUUUAAAGCAGAAAUGGAAAACAUACGGAUGUACAAUUAUGUGUGAUGGUUGGAGUACUCGUACAAAACAUCCAAUCAUAAAUUUUAUGGUGUACUGUGAUAGAGAUAUGAUAUAUCACAGUUCGGUUGAUUGUACAAAUAAGGCGAAGACUGCGGACUUUGUCUACACCCUAAUGGAUAAGGUGGUGGAAUCAGUAGGGGUUGACAAUAUUGUACAAAUUGUAACUGAUAGUGAAGCUAGUAUGAAGGCGGCUGGGAAAAAACUGAUGAGGAAAAGGAAGCACAUUUUUUGGUCUCCAUGCGCAGCGCAUUGCAUUGAUUUGAUGUUAGAAGACAUCGGAGAUAUAUUGUCAGUGAAAGAUACGAUAAAAGAAGCCAGAAGAAUUACAGGAUUUAUAUACAACAGUGAUAAAGUGGUUAAUUUGAUGAAAACAUAUACGAAUGGCCGAGAUCUGUUGCGACCAGGCAUAACAAGAUUUGCAACCGAGUUUGUAGCAAUGGAAAGUCUUCUGAGAUAUGCAACCGAUUUGAAAAGAAUGUGUACUUCUAGAGAAUGGGUUGAGUACAAUAAUACCUCGAGGAGAAGACAUGAAGCCGGAGAUAUAUCAGACUUGAUUUUGAAUGAAAGAUUUUGGAAACGGAUACGCCGAGUCUGUGGGGUCAUGGAACCCUUAGUGAAGGUUUUAAAAGUAGUUGAUCAAGAUAAAAAACCUACACUACCUAUCAUUUAUGAGGCAAUGGAUAGGGCAAAAAUGGCAAUAAAAACCGCGGUGAAAGAUUUUCAACAAUAUUGGGAUAUCAUCGAUGAAAGAUGGUAUAAUCAAUUGCAUCAAGAUUUGCAUGCAGCAGCUUAUUUUUUAAAUCCUGGUCUUCAAUACUCCGGCACUUGUGAAUUUGAUUCAUCGGAGGUUCGAAAAGGAGUAAAAGAAGUUAUCAAAAGACUCGAGCCAGAUUUGGAUAUACAAGUAAAGGCUAUGAAUGAGAUAAACAUAUUUGUUAACAAAAUUGGAGAGUUUGGAAGUGCACUUGCUAUUAGAGCUGUAUCUACAUCUUUACCAGCUGACUGGUGGAAUAUGUACGGUGAUGAAGCUCCUAAUUUAAGAAAAAUUGCAUUAAAAGUUUUGAGUCAAACUUGCACAUCAUCGGGUUGUGAGCGGAAUUGGAGUACGUGGGCUUUGAUCCAUACUAAACUUCGGAAUAGAUUAGCUAUUGAGAAACUGCAUAAGCUAGUCUAUGUCCACUACAACAUGCGUCUUCGGGUAAAAAAUUUUAUGCAAAGGACAGACACAGACGAUUUUUAUGACCCAAUUGAUUUGAAUCAUAUUUUUGAUGAAAAUGAUAUUUUAGAUGAAUGGGUUAGAGAAAAUGAAUCUCCACUUAUUCGUGAUAGUGAUUUGAAUUGGUUGGAUGAGGCUAUUGAAGAAAGUGGAGAUCGAGGUCAAAGUGAGCAUAAUGAUCAUGACAGUGAUAUGCUUUUAUCUCAAUUUAUAGCUGAUGGAAAAAAGAAGGCGAAAGAGAAAAAAUCAGAAAACAAAAAUACGGCCAAGAAUAAAAAAUGGAAGCUACAGGGAUAG